Molecule: messenger RNA, 3447 nt
Organism: Motacilla alba alba
Lineage: Eukaryota; Metazoa; Chordata; Aves; Passeriformes; Motacillidae
Exons: 2
Coding region: 1792-2982 (396 amino acids)
Source: RefSeq, a predicted model, not a curated record
UUCUUAAAUGCCAGAUUCUUCUGUGCCUUUGCUGUGAAGGUGUUUUUCUGCUGAAGGAAAUGACUUCAAGGAGAAAAUAAUUCCAGCAUGGAGUAAGAGCUUGUGACAGAGACCAAGUGUUGCCAGCAGUUGCUCCAGGUGCUCCUGCCAACAGCCCCUGCAGGGAGGAGCACAGCCCCCAGUGCACGUGGGCUUUGGCUCCCUGUGGCACAGAAGCCCCCCGGGGGCACGGGUCUCUGGGGCAGGAGAUGGGCACCAGCGCUGCCAGGGCUGGGGGUGGCAGCUCUGCUUGGGGGGGACUCUGCCACAGCUGCUGAUGCCAGCGCUGCCCGGGCCCCAGGGCUCAGAGCAGCAUUGGUGCCCUGGCCCACACGUUCCUUGUCCGUGUCACAGCCGCGGGUUCAGGAUGGCCACCAGCUGGGACGUGUCCCAAGGAGGCCGUGCCAGCUUCUCUGGAAGGUCCCGUGCCCUUGCCAGCGCGGCUGCGUCGGCAGCCCUGGGGGCUCCUUCUGCUGCCCUGAGCCCGCAGAGCAGGGCAGCGUUUGCUGAUGGUUUGAGCCGCUCCUAAAGACCCUGUCAGGCUGUCUGAGACACUUGGGGCCAGGGAUUCCUUCCAAGCUGGGCCACUUUGGGUGGGCUGGGGGCGGCCCCAGGGCAGGGGGCAGUGUGUGCAGGGGCCCUUUGUGACACGGUGCAGCACGGUCAGCGUGGCAUGGAACGGGUGUCCAAGGGCCCUUUGUGACACGUGGUGACACAGGAGCUGGCGGUGACAAGACCACGCCACAGUGCUCGGAGCACGCGAAGGGACAGGACGGGACAGAGCGGUGCUGUGAGGAGCCCCCGCACAGCGCACUCGUUCGUGUCUGACCUGCAGCUUUUCCCAGGUGUUAUUCCUGCAGCUCUUUGCCAGAUCCAGCCAUGGAGCGGACACAAGGGCAGGACCCCGCCCGUGGCCUCUUCCGCAGAACAGCGCAGCUGGUCUGCAAAUUGAUCAAGAGAAUUCGGGAGGAAGAGACCAGCACCAUGGGCACUGGGCUCAGAGCAUACUCGCACAUCUUCAAAACCAAGACCAGUGCUGCCCUGCUGGAUAUGCUCGUAGAGGAGGGCUUUUCCAACCCAAAGCAAGUAAGCAGCCUCUGGCCAGGGUUUCAUCCUCCCAGCAAUUGCUUGGCCUCCCAAGCCACGCCCGCUGGUCCCUGUGAGCCUUUGAGGCCAUGGCAGCGUGCUGGGAAGGGAAGCACUUGUCUGGGGAAGCUGGGGACAUUCCUCCCUCUGGCAGCUUUCCAAAUCUCCCCGUGCCUUCUCCAGGUGCCCGCCAUGGUCAGGUACAUCCACCAGUGGCUCAUGGCCAAUCAGUUUGCUGAGCACAGGCUGAACAGGACCCUGCUGGAUCUCACCGAAGCCCAGCCCGCUGACGUACUCAUGACGCUGCUGCGUGUGGCCCCAUCCUGUGACAGGUAUGGGGCCCAGCUGCCCAGAGGGCUCAGGGCUCCCCAGCCCAUCAGCCUGUGCAGCCUGUGCCAGGUGUCUGAGCAACAGAGAGUUCCAGGGCCCUCUGGCUGCUCCCUUUGCCAGCCCUGGCACGGCAGUGCCCAAGCCUGCUGCCAUGCUGCCUCGCUGCCCCUCAGGGGCCUGUCCCCACAGGGCUGGGCUGCUGGCUGCUGCUGGCCAGUGGCAGUGGGCAGAGGCAGAGCUGGCAGCCAGCUCAGGUCCCCGCUGCUGCCCAGGCCACAGUGCUGUGUCCCAGACCCCCCUGAGACAGAGCUUUAACCCCACAGAGCUGCUCUGACCAUGUGGAAGAGCAUCAUGUGCUCGCCCAGGACUGCCGAGCCUGCGCUGCUGGUACUCCUGGAUGUGCUGGGGAGCUGGCAUGAGCACAGCACGGGCACCUCCGAUGGGGACAAAACGGGUGUCUUUGUCCUGGCUGUGAGUUUCUGCAAUUGGCCUUUGCUGGCCCCAAGGCCGCCUCUGCAGCAGCUCUCCAUCCUCCUUCCCCCACUGCAUCUCCCUGCCUCAGGCGCUGGGCUGAAACCUGGCCCAGGGGCAGCCACAGGGGCACCAGGCCCGGUGCUCCCCCUGCGUCUCUUUGGGCCUCUCCCUGCCGUGCUGGGGCCCUGCCACACGGACACCUCGGCACUGAGCGCUGUCUCGGGGCCUUUGUCCUUUGCAGGCAACUGUGGUGAUGUGGAACAUCCUCCAGGUGCCCUGUGUCCCACAUACGGUGACGGUGUAUUUCCCCCGCCUCUUUGUGCAUCUGCUCUUCCAAGUGCUCUUCAGCACUCUGGAUAUGCCAGAGGAGGUGGAUACCUUCUGGAAGGGAUGCCAAGAGCAAUACGGCCUUGCCACCAGCCCCAACAGGUGCUCCAUGCCAGUCCUCCUGUCCCUGCCACGUCCCUGGGCAGGAGCCAGUGCUCCCAGCGUGACCUGGGCUUUGCUCUGCACGCAGGUUUGCAGUGCAGACCCUCAAGUCCCUGCUCUGCCGAAUGCAGCACGAGGAUGUGGUGGUGGCCAUGGAACGCAGCUGUGGCUGGGACACGCUGCUGUGUGCUGACACCCAGCACCAUGCCGUGGGUCUGCUGGCAUGGUGAGACCCCCUUCUCCCCGCUGCCUCUGACAUUUGUGCUCUGUGCCCAGGGUGCCCCACACAGUCCCCACGGUCAUGGGCCAGAGGGCCUUGUCACCCAGGGACAGCCAAGCAGGCUGGAAAAGGCUGGGAGAGGAGGGUGCCCACAAGGAGCCGCUUCCAAAAUAGUCCAGGGCCCCUUGCAGGAUGCUGGGCAAAGACCAGACCUCUGUGAGUCAGUCCUGGCAGAGGUUUGUCCCCAUGGCCCACAGUCUUGGUUACUUCUUCUCCUGCUGCCAGGGAGAUGUCCUGUGUCUCCAUCUCCUUGUGUUCCCGGAUCGCUCGCUACCUGCUGCGGCUGCUCAGCACACAGGAGCCACGCUGGGAGCUGCCCGCCCUGGCGUUCCUUGUGGAGGUGAGCCUGAUGGCCAGCGCUGCCUGGCUGAGCUGCCUCCCAGCUCUCUGCCCUCUCGGAGCCGCAGCUGCCUGGGACGGUGCCCGCGCCCUGUGCUGCUGCCUGGGCCCAGCCCUGUGCGGUUCCGGGCUCCUGCCGGCCGGGUCCCCUGUCACUGCCCUGUGCCUUCCAGGUCCUCGAGCUCCUGCACUUGAGUGAACGCGGUGCUAAGAGAGUCCUGAAAAUCUUGUCAAGGCACCUGCGGAGCGAGUGCAGGGAGAGGCGUCGCCUGGCACUCAGGGCCCUGCUCGAGCUCACUGAGGAGCCCUCGAUGGUGAGAAGGGGGCAGGGGCUGAGCUGGGGAAUGCAGUCGUUUGGGCUCGGCUGGGCUUCGGGCGCUGGGGCAGCUGCUCCCAGUUCUCCUGCCUCCCGGUUCAGCUGCCCGAGUGUUUCAGGAAAGGCCUUUGGCCUUCAGGCCUUGCAGCAGCAG